UUCACUCGCAGAUGAUCCGGAUCACCGUGGAGUCAGCUGCUCGGUUACCGGGGUUUCACCGCAAUCUGACUCCGGUAGCCUACUUUCACUUUUGCUUCAGCUCGACUUCAGCUCGGAUCAGGAAGCUGGGAGGUCAGCAAUAAGCGGAGAAACCCUCUCUCCGAUCAGUUAGUCAUUCCGCAAGUAUUUAGUGGUUUUAUUCCGGAUUUACCUGAGUUUACAUUCACUUCAGAUUCUUUCGACUUCGGGUGAAUCAUGUCUGACGCCGAUGAAACUCCAGUCAUGGGCGAGCUUCGAGCGGACGUGUGCGACGCUGCGGCGGAAAUCCAGAAAUACAAGGAUCUCAUGGAGUCUGCAGACACUGAAAGAUCCAGGUUGCUGCUGGAAAAAGCCGAAGCAGAGACUGAAAAGAGAAAAGCCGAGGCAGAGCUUCAGGGCUUCAUGGAGUCUGAAGACAACAUUUCUGACAAGUUUAAUCGAGAUCUUCUAGAAGUGCAGGAGGAGAAGAAGAGUCUGGAUCGAGCGAACCAGGAUCUGAAGAGAGAACGGAAUGAUCUUCAGAAGAAGCUUCAGCUCAAGAGCGACGAAAGUGAUUCUCUGCAGCGCAAAUUCAAGAUAGAAGCCAGAAUCCGGGUGCAGACGGUGAAGUUUAUGCGUGCGCUGGAGAGAGAGGAGGCCGAGGAGGCGGAUGAUCAGGUGCAGUCUGUGUUCACCGUCAUACAGAGACCCUCGUUUCUGCUGAAGGGAGGCCAGGCGCUCAUCACCUUUGAGGAGGAGAAGGUGGCGGAGCAGAUCCUCCGACUGGCCAAGUGCUCGGUGGCCUGUGACAGAGCCAAGAUGGACGUGAAGCCGUACGCUUUAUCUCUGGAUCCCUCCGUGAAGUUUGAGGUUCAUAUCCAGGUGUCAAAGAAGAGCGUCAGGUUCUGUAACGCCCCGCCCACUUUACCUGAGGAGCGAAUGAGAGACCGGCUGGAGCUGUCGUUCUCCAGAGCGAGUCGCGGCGGAGGGGAAGUGGAGAAGCUGGAGUACCACAAGGAUACGGGCUCGGGCCGCGUCACUUUCCUCAGCACCGGAGUUGCAGAGAAUCUGGUUCACAGAGGAAAGUUUUGUGUUGACGCCGGCAGCGACGUGGUGCUCGAUGUUCUUCCUCUGUAUGAGUAUCAGCUCAGGAAGUUUCAGACGUACUCGGGGGCCCCGGGUCGCACCGUGCUGCUGGGGGGAAUCCAGGCGCUGAUGGAUGAAGAAGAUCUUCAGGACCAUCUGGAGAUCCACUUCCAGAAACCCAGCAACUACGGAGGAGAGGUGGAGAACAUCAAAUACGUCCCUGACUUAAAUCUGAAUGUAGUCUCCUAUAAUUUGCUAAAAGGGGAUAUACAGUAUGUCGCAUGUCACCUGAACAGGUCUCAUCACAUCCGCUUGUCAGAGAAAGUAUUAACAGACGUAUGA
Sinocyclocheilus rhinocerous is the source of this 1446-nucleotide messenger RNA. RefSeq names its product N-myc-interactor-like. NCBI's taxonomy places the organism in Eukaryota, Metazoa, Chordata, Actinopteri, Cypriniformes, Cyprinidae. The record is from RefSeq and is a predicted model, not a curated record. Gene Ontology annotation, cellular component: cytoplasm. Bases 256 to 1446 code for a protein of 396 amino acids. The transcript is spliced from 9 exons.